AUGUCUUCACCAAUUAAGAUCAAGUUUCCAUCAUUCAUGCUUACCAUCAGCGGAGAGCUCUAUAAGCCAGCUGAUGGAUCCCCCAACCGCAAAGGCGCUGCCAUUGUGGUGAGCCAUCCCAUGACGGGAGUCAAAGAACAGACUUCAGCGGACUAUGCCCGAGCUCUAUCCUCAGCGGGAUUCUACGCCUUGACAUUUGAUGCUGGCUAUCAGGGUGAAAGCAGCGGCGAACCCCGUGGGCUAGAAGAUCCCCACCAACGCGUUGAGGAUAAUAAGGCUGCGGUUACGUACUUGACUACUUUGAAGGGCAAAGUCGACCCCGAGAGAAUCGGUGUCCUAGGAAUCUGCGCAUCAGGUGGAUAUACCUCGUAUGCUGCACAAUCUGACAUUCGCAUCAAGGCUCUUGGAACAGUCAGCGCUGCCUGUGUAGGUUUGAUGACACGCAAUGGUGGUCUGUACGAAAGUAACAAUAAAGAGUCACCUGAAGCCAUCGCUGGCGCUCUCAAGGCCGCGGGAGACUGGCGCACUGCCCAUGCCAACGAUACCAAAGCUCAAGCACCUCGUAUGUUUGAAACUGAAGCAUCUGCAGUGCCAGAAAAUGCGCCUUCGUUCUUUAAGUCAGCUGCCUCAUACUAUGGCACAAAGCGCGGCAACCAUGCUCGAUCCGAUCAGAGGGUUCCUCCAUCGAGCUACGAUUUAAUGAUUGGCUACGACUCGUUUAAUUAUCAGCAUCUCAUCUCACCACGGCCCUUGUUAAUGAUUGCUGGUAGUGAGGCUGAAACUCUGCACUAUAGCAAGACGGCGGUGGAGGGGGCAAAGGAUCCCAAGGAAUUGUUCAUUGUCAAAGGAAAGAAUCACUUCGAUUUGUACGAUGAUUUAACAGAGUCAGCGCCAAAGCUAGUUGAGUUUUACGCAAAUGCGCUCACUCAGUAA
Molecule: messenger RNA, 933 nt
Organism: Trichoderma harzianum CBS 226.95
Lineage: Eukaryota; Fungi; Ascomycota; Sordariomycetes; Hypocreales; Hypocreaceae
Exons: 1
Coding region: 1-933 (310 amino acids)
Molecular function (GO): hydrolase activity
Source: RefSeq, a predicted model, not a curated record